AUGGAUCCAAUCAGGGGGAAACAUGUUAGAGGUCCACCGACACCGACACGAGGCAACUUUCGUGUACCACGAAGAGUAGACACACAACAAUACUAUAUUCCUGACCCACCACCGACUACUCAACCUCAACAAGUCGAUCGCUCACAAUACUAUAUUCCCGACCCAACACCGACUACUCAACCUCAAUAUCAUUACGCCUCACAAUCUCAUACGUCGUAUUUUCCUCCUCCCACUCGCGCAAUGCAUCCUCCUCCCCCGCGCGCAAUGAUUCCUCCUCCAAGUACCCGCGUCCAAGAUUACGAGUGGUACCAAACGGCCGAGAUUGAUUUGGAGUCGUUCGAUCCAUUUGAUCGCACAACGAAUCCUCCUCCCCCUACCCGCUCGCGUCCACCGACUCCCCUCCCCACCGAUGAUGAGGAUGAGGCCAUUCCCGAUACACAAGAAGUUCAAAUAGGUAGUAACAACGACGAUGCCACUGUGUUGCCGGAUUUGAAUGAGUCAAGCACUCCUAGUAGUCGGCCAAGAAAGGGCCGAAAGAUUGUGGGGUCGUCAUCGUCAAAGGGGGGGAGGUUUUUUCCAGCUUUUACGGAGGAGUACACGGAGAAGAAGAAGCAAAAUAUGGAGGAAGCGAAUAUGAAGAAGCAAACAUUGUUGGACUUACAACUCGAGCAUCAAAGCAACAAGACUAAGAGGAGUGACUACAAGUUUUUCAACACCCCACACGCGAAUUCCGAUCCAAAAAGCAGAGAAUGGGCGAUUGAGCAAAAGCGGGAGAUUGCGGCAAAGUAUGGAUGA
Messenger RNA from Erigeron canadensis, 795 nucleotides. RefSeq names its product pollen-specific leucine-rich repeat extensin-like protein 2. The record is from RefSeq and is a predicted model, not a curated record. Bases 1 to 795 code for a protein of 264 amino acids. NCBI's taxonomy places the organism in Eukaryota, Viridiplantae, Streptophyta, Magnoliopsida, Asterales, Asteraceae. The transcript has 2 exons.